CAGAAGCUGAUGUACUUUCUUACGACGAUGGGAGAUGCAGUCGUCUUGGAAAAUACCUGUUUAUGAAAUCGAUUUUAAAAAACCUUUAAACUAUUUUUAGUUUUGCUUUCUAUAAGUGAUGGAAAGGUAUGACACGAUGAACAGACCUUUCAAUAAUACUGUUGCUCAGCUCAGUUGUUUCAUCGUCGCUACGCAUCAUGGGAAUCGUAGUUUCUUUGGUUAAGGCGGAGUUUGAGUAAAAAUGUCACUUGGUCUUCCUGAUUUUCUUCUCUCGGAAGAGUUAGCGGAUGCCGUGUGGAAGGCGUGCCCGGUGUCACCCGUAUAGUCAUAAGACACUCGUGAUGCUUCAGCUUUGUGUGGCAAGGAGGACUUCAUUGUGAAGGAACUCUGCACUGAUUCCCUUGGGACCUUUAGGGGCUCUUGAGAACGAAAUGGGCAAGGAGGGCAGAAAUCAAGCGUCUUCUUCUAGCAUAGUUGCCUUGAUCUUCCUGCUCCAGCCUUUUGCCCUCAGGGGGAUUGUGGAGGCGAAACCUCUGCCCGGCACUGAUAGUUGCAGAGGUUGUGGAAAACUUAACGUUGUGGUGGUGAUGUGUGAUUCUUUCGAUGGAAGGCUGACAUUUUACCCAGGAAAUGAGACAGUAAUCUUGCCUUUCAUAAAUCUCAUGAAGAGAGAUGGCAGUCUCUUUCUUAAUGCCUACACCAAUUCUCCAAUAUGUUGUCCUUCCCGUGCGGCUAUGUGGAGUGGUCUCUUCAAUCACUUAACAGAGUCCUGGAAUAACUUCAAGGGCUUAGAUCCAAAUUACACAACAUGGAUGAACCUCAUGGAAAAGCAUGGCUACUAUACACAGAAAUAUGGCAAAAUAGAUUAUACUUCAGGUCAUCACUCUCUAAGUAACCGAGUAGAAGCUUGGACCCGGAAUGUUGAUUUUUUGCUUCAGCAAGAAGGUAGGCCUGUGGCAAAACUCAUAGGUGACAAGAAGUAUGUGAGGAUCAUGAAGAAAGAUUGGGAGAUCACUGAUAAAGCAGCAACUUGGAUAAGGGUCAAGACAACUAAUUUAACACAACCUUUUGUUCUUUAUUUGGGAUUAAAUUUGCCUCACCCAUAUCCAUCACCCUCUUCAGGAGAAAAUCACGGAGCAUCCACAUUUCUGACCUCUCCAUAUUGGCUUGAAAGGGUAAAAUAUAAAGCCAUAAGGAUUCCAAAAUGGUCUCCAUUUUCAGAGUUGCACCCAGUAGAUUAUUAUUCUUCUUACACCAAAAAUUGCACUGGGAAAUUUACACAGAAAGAAAUAAGAGAUAUCCGAGCACAUUAUUAUGCCAUGUGUGCAGAGACAGACGCCAUGCUUGGUGAAAUAAUUUCUGCUCUAAAUGAAACCGGACUACUCAAAAAUACUCUUAUAAUAUUUACUGCUGAUCAUGGAGAACUUGCUAUGGAACAUAGACAGUUUUAUAAAAUGAGCAUGUAUGAAGCAAGUUCUCAUAUUCCUCUCCUAAUAAUGGGGCCAAGCAUUAAAUCUCAGCACAUAUCCGGUGUGGUGUCACUUGUGGAUAUCUAUCCUACCUUGCUCGAUGCCGCUCGUAUACCAAUACCUAAAAACCUCAGUGGAUAUUCAUUGUUGCCUUUGAUAUUGGAAAAGACAGAAAAUAACAUUCCACCCAGAAAACAACAUCCUGGUUGGGUCCUGAGUGAAUUUCAUGGCUGCAAUGUGAAUUCUUCUACCUACAUGCUGCGAACUGGCAAAUGGAAAUACAUAGCUUAUUCAGACGAUCAUUCAGUAUCUCCUCAGUUGUUUGACCUCUCUGCUGAUCCAGAUGAACUGACAAAUGUAGCAACGAAGUUUCCAAAAAUGACCCAAUCUUUAAACAGAAAACUUCAUUCCAUUAUUGACUAUCCAAAAGUCUCUGCCCUUGUUGAACAAUACAACAAGCAGGAGUUUAUCAAAUGGAAACAUAGUGUAGAACAAAAUUAUUCAGAUAUCUUAGCUAACCUUAGAUGGCAUCAGGACUGGAAGAAGCAUCCAAAGAAGUAUGAAUAUGAGAUUGAUAAAUGGAUUAAAGGGAAUAUGAAUGUAUGAAACAGCUGUAGGUUAUUAAGAGUGAUUAUCCCUAUUCUGAAUUGUACAGAAAAUGUUAAAAAUGUAACGACUUGAGAUAAUUUUUAGUAGAGAUUGAGAAUGUGAGCAGUCCUCCUAUCCUCUGACAUAAAUCUGCUCUGACUGAUAUUGUGA
This is a messenger RNA of Sphaerodactylus townsendi, 2228 nucleotides long. It is a transcript of the gene ARSK, whose product is annotated as arylsulfatase family member K. The record is from RefSeq and is a predicted model, not a curated record. Lineage: Eukaryota; Metazoa; Chordata; Lepidosauria; Squamata; Sphaerodactylidae. The coding region runs from base 432 to 2075 and encodes 547 amino acids. The transcript is spliced from 8 exons.